AUGGACAGUACAGAUAAACAUGUAGAAGAACCAACAGAUAUUCAUAAAGCUCCUAAUACUCCUAUAGUCAAAAAAACAAAAAGGAAACAAAAUACUGAAGAAGAGUCACCUAUGCUGAAAAAAGCAUUUCAAAUUCUAAAUGAAACAUCAUCGGCAACUGAUUCAUAUUUCACUUACGGCCAGCACAUUGAAACAAACUCCGUAAAUAUGAUCAAUGAACUUUAA
Macrosiphum euphorbiae (potato aphid) is the source of this 225-nucleotide messenger RNA. Lineage: Eukaryota; Metazoa; Arthropoda; Insecta; Hemiptera; Aphididae. The record is from the annotation of a GenBank genome assembly.